Messenger RNA from Dermatophagoides farinae (American house dust mite), 2274 nucleotides. The record is from RefSeq and is a predicted model, not a curated record. NCBI's taxonomy places the organism in Eukaryota, Metazoa, Arthropoda, Arachnida, Sarcoptiformes, Pyroglyphidae.
UCGAUAAUGAUGAUGGACAUUGUGAUUGUCAUUCAUCAUCAACAACGACGAUGGUGGUAAAUAAACUUCAUGAUUCACAGAAUACUCAUUCAAUCAAUCGCCAUUGUAAUCAUUUAUCAUUGAAACCUAAAUUCUUCAAAAUCAAUUCAUCAUCAUCAUCAUCAUCAAUGAAUCUAUACAUUUAUUAUACGACCAUAUUAAUAUUUACGCUAUUAUCAACUACAUCUAUGAAUGUUCAAUAUGUAAAUGCAAUCCGUUCAUUACGUAUAAUGGCACCUGAUUAUAUAUUCUAUCGUGAUCCAAUGUGGCUCAAUUGUUCUGUAAUUGAUCUUGAUUAUAAUCAAAUAUAUUCAAUCAAAUGGUUUAAAGAUAAUGAUGAAAUGUAUCGUUUCAUAACGGCUGAUGAAACAUCGCCACGUACGUUUUACGAUACACCCGGUAUUGUUAUUGAUGAAUCUCGUUCCAAUUAUGGAAAUCUUUACAUUUUACAUGCCGAUUUCAAGACUGAAGCAAAUUUCCGUUGUGAAGUAUUGGCUGAAAAUGAUUUUACUACGGCUAUUCAAAUCAAAAAAAUUCGUGUCUAUUAUAUACCACGUGAUGGUCAACCAAUAAUUGUUGGUAAAAAAUCACAUUUUGGACCUAAUGAACCGGUUAAUUUGACAUGUACAUCACCAAUGUCAACACCAGCUGCACGUUUAGUUGUCAAUUUGAAUGGAAAUAGUUUGGUUGCCAGCAAUAGUAACAAUAAUAAUGUCAAUGUCAAUGAUAAUGAUGUAAUCAAAAAUAAUCAAGUCAUAAUGCGUACUUAUUAUCGUCAUUUUGAAAAUGGUCAAUCAUCCACUUCGGUGAAUGUACAAUUUCCCGGUUCAUGGUUACAAACCAAACGUAUUAAUCAAUUUGAAUGUACAUCAUCCAUUAUACAUCGUUAUAAUCGUACGGCUAGUCUACGUGUUGAAUGGAAAAUUGAUCCAAUCAAUAAUCAUACGUUAUAUGUACCGGUAUUGGAUCAUAAUAUUAAUAAUAAUCAUCUUCAAGAUCGUUUAGCACCAAGAAUCGAAAAUUUUAAGAAAAAAUAUAAUCUCGGUGAACCGAUAUCAUUACGUUGUAUUUCAUCCAAAUAUAAACCAAUGCCUGAAUUAUAUUGGCUAUUGAAUGGACAACAUGUGGAUGCUCAAUAUUUAGAUUAUAAACAGAGUGAUUUCAAUCAAAAUGGUUUCAUACGUUUAGAUUUAAAAUAUCCAUUGAAUGGUGGACAGAAUAAUAAUGACAAUAAUGGUCAUCAACAUCAACGUAAUUUACACAGUCAUCCUCAUCAACAUCAACGACGGCAACAUGGACAACAACGAAUGAACAACAACAACAACAAUAACAACAAUGUUAAUUGGAAUAAUAAACGGCAGUUAUCAUCAUCGAAUCUUAAUUAUGAUUCAAAUGUUGUUGUAUCGAUAGAUAAACAACAACAACAAUCGACUAUUGAUUCCUAUCAUUUUGAAUGUAUACAAAUUUUAUCCAAUGUAAUUAGUGUUAGUAGUGAAGUUGUACAAUUAUAUGGUACAUCAUCAUCAUCAUCCAGUUCUAGUGGAUCUAAUCAUGAAUUGGAACAAUCAUUAAAUCAUGGUAAUUCUGUUGAAGCUGUGAAAAGUUUUAUUGGAAAUGGUGCAACGAUAACAACAUUAUCACCAUCAUCAUCAUUGUUAUUUAUACAGCAAUUAUAUUCAUUGGUUUUUAUGAUAAUAAUUUCCAUUCCUUGUAUCCUCAACAUUCAUUGAUAUUCCAUGCGAAAAAGAAUAUUCUGUAUCAUCAUCAUUAUUAUUAUUAUUAUUUCUAUAAAGUUAUCCAAAGAAUGGAAAAACUUUUUCUUUCUUUUAUCAUCAAUGAAAUCAUAUGAAUACGAAUAAAAUUCUCACCAUCAUCAUCAUCAUCAUCAUCAUCAGCAUCACCAUUCUACUGGAUCAAUCUGCCUGCCCAUUUGUUUUUAUGUUGUUUUAUUGUCAUCUAUCCAUCUCCUCUCUGUAUUAUUCCAUUUUUCUUUUUUUUUUUUUACUUACGUUUACUUUUACUUUGUUUGAAUCAUUUAUUCAUCAUUUUUGUUUUUUUUCCUUUUCACAUUCACUUAUUUUUUCGCUAUUUCUAUUUGUGAUUAUUAUUAUUAUUAUUAUUGUAACUAUAAAACGGAACGUAAAUACAAUUUAUCUAUUCUGUAUCAUUUUCUCGUUUUUCUAUUUAUUCAUUCAUGCAAUAACAUCUCACACAAACACAAACACAACACACACA